AUGGCAAUGACAAAUAACAAAACACUAUGUUUUACAUGUAAUAAAGAAAAAAUAACAUUUCCUUGUAAAGGAUGUUCAGAAGAAUUCUGUUUAAUACAUUUCACAGAACAUCAACACAUAUUGAGUGAAGAAUUAAAUCGUAUUAUUGAUGAUUAUGAUCAAUUUAAACAAAAAAUUAAUGAACAAACACAAAAUCCACUAAAUCAUUUAUUAAUAAAAGAAAUUAAUCAAUGGGAAAGAGAUUCAAUUGAAAUAAUUCAACAAAAAGCACAACAUUGUAGACAAAUUGUUAUUGAAUAUUUAUCAACAUUCUUUAAUAAUAUCGAGAUGAAAUUCAAUGAUUUAAAUGAACAAAUAAAACAAAUUCAUCAAGAAAAUGAAUUUAAUGAAAUUAAUUUAAGUUAUUUAACAAAUGAAUUAAUAGAAAUUACAGAAGAAUUAAAUAAUUCAUCAAAGAUUUAUAUUCAACAAGAUUCACAAUCAUUUAUUAAUGAUAUUUCAAUUAUUUUAUCAAAAAGCAAAAUCUUUAUUGAUGAAAACAAAAAUAUUUUCAUUGCUGAUCUUAAUAAUCAUCGUAUUGUUGAAUGGAAAUGUAAUGCAAAAGAAGGACAAAUCAUUGCAGGUGGAAAUAAACAAGGAAAUCGAAUGGAUCAAUUGAAUCGACCAACAGAUAUGAUUAUUGAUCCACAAACUCAUUCGAUCAUCAUUGCUGAUUAUGUGAACAGGCGAGUGAUUCAAUGGAUGACUCAAGAUCAACAAAUUCUCAUUAAGAAUAUUGACUGUUAUGGUUUGGCAAUGGAUAAAUAUGGAUUUCUUUAUGUUUCUGAUUAUAAGAAGAAUGAAGUGAGACGAUGGAAAAUGGGAGAAUAUGACAAUGAAGGAAUUGUAGUGGCAGGUGGAAAUGGAAUAGGAAACCAACUCAAUCAACUCAGUUAUCCAGGCUUUAUCUUUGUUGAUGAAGAUCAAUCUGUUUAUGUAUCAGAUCAAAACAAUCAUCGUGUGAUGAAAUGGAGAAAAGAUUCAGAAGAAGGAAUAAUUGUAGCUGGAGGAAAUGGUCAAGGAGAAAAUCUCAAUCAAUUGUCUUAUCCUCAAGGAGUCAUUGUUGAUGAUUUGGGUCAAAUCUAUAUAGCAGAUUGUUGGAAUGAUCGAAUAAUGCGUUGGUGUGAAGGAGAAGAAGAAGGUGAAAUUGUUGUUGGUGGAAAUAGAAGAGGAAAUCAAUUGAAUCGUCCCAUGGGUUUAUGUUUUGAUGAUGAAGAAAACCUUUAUGUUGUUGAUUAUUUGAAUCAUCGAAUUCAAAAAUUUGAAAUAAUUUUGUGA
This is a messenger RNA of Adineta steineri, 1317 nucleotides long. The record is from the annotation of a GenBank genome assembly. NCBI's taxonomy places the organism in Eukaryota, Metazoa, Rotifera, Eurotatoria, Adinetida, Adinetidae.